Durusdinium trenchii is the source of this 2419-nucleotide messenger RNA. NCBI's taxonomy places the organism in Eukaryota, Dinophyceae, Suessiales, Symbiodiniaceae. The record is from the annotation of a GenBank genome assembly.
GGCCAUCACAGUAGGGAGAAUAGUCUCAAAUGAUGGACGUUCGUUUCAGCGCCACGAGUUUCUUGGUGCAGGCAAGAACCAUGGCCUGAUAUGGCUGUGGUGCUGUCGCCCUUGGGGCCUGGCGUGUCUGUAGGAAAACUCCCAAUCUUGUCUUCGGGCGAGUCGGUUGGCAAGGUGCAGGAGCAAACCCGGGUGUAUUGCGAGAGCGGCUUCGUGGGUUUGGCAAUUGAUGAUGCUGCAUGUCCAGGGCGUGAAGCAGACAUCAAACCUGACCUGCAUUGGCUGCUUGUGACAAAAUCAGACGGAAGCUUUGAACUGCAACCUGUUAGCGCCUGGUACACGUUUGAUCGCCCAACACCAGAUCUGGAGGAGAACGAUGAAGGUCCAGGCCACGAAAUUGAGAAGAGUGCCCGAAACCUGGCCAAAAACUUUUUGCAUUCUCACAUGGGAGAGGAAGGUAUCAAGAGGGAUGCUCAGUUGCGUCGACAACUUGAACGCCGCUGGGAGAACAUGCUGGAGCGCCGAGCAAUCCGCACAGGAAAUUGGAUGGACUCUUCAGGAAAGAUACGCAUGCAGAUCCAGAGUGACUUCCGAUUCUCUGGCGAUGGUGUCAUUCCAGAGGUUCUCAACAUGUUGAAAAGCAUUAAAGGGGUGGAUACGAUGCAGUGCCUGAAAGAACUGGAAGCCUUGGAGAGAAUGCCCUGGCACAAGAAGGCACAGCUGCACCAUGAUGUUCGACGGCAUCCUGAGCAGUUUCAGGAAGCAGUGGCUGCCCUGGAUCUGAAUGCCCUGGACGUGAAUGAUGGUAGCUUUUUGUCUGGUGUGGCGAGUAAUGAUACCCGUCGGGCAGAAGCUCUCCAGAGAAAAGCGAGGCAGAAGAAGGCAAAAGCUCGGAAGCAAGUCGAGGAUGUAGAAGAAGUUCCAGAGACUGCCAAUACGCUAAAGCAGCUGAAGUCAGCAAAAGGCGAAGGUCUUUGGGACUUCGAGGACGCAGAAGAGUUCUCAGAUGACGAGCAGGAGGAGGAAGACCGAAAUGACCGAGCUGAAGACACAGACACGCGGGUCCUAGCUCCUGAGGAGAUUUGGGAAAGCGAGAGUGAAGACGAUGGGGGCAUUUUGAGCAAGCAGGGCCAGGAAAUGGAGGAGCUGCUUAAGAAACACAACCGUCCAGGUGAUGCAGAUAAUGCUUCUGAGGAUGACGAGGCUGUGUCUGAGGCCCCCAAGGCCAAAGCCGCCAAAGCUAAGGCGAAGGCAGUCCGAGGUAAGACAAAGAUGAAGGGUGGUGAGGCUGCAGGUGACAAGGUCACUGAGACCAACGCCACAUUUCAGAAAGCGGAAGUGCUUGCACAGCAAAGACCUGAGCUCGUGGUUCCUAUCAGCGCAACAAAGGAACCUCCCGCUGGAGAUGAGAGCAGCAACGCAACAAGCGUAAGGACAGACAGCAGGACAACCCGAGCAGACCAAACUGAGAGCAAGGCAGUUCAGAAGGUGCAAGACACAGAUGAUCUCAGGCUCAAGGCCAUAACCUUGCUUCAAAAGAAAGGCGGCUCGAGCUACCUGGGCAUCGUCUCAGCAGCGCUUGGAUUGAAAAGUCUGGACACCACCUUUGGGCAAAAAGCUUUAGCAGUCUUGAAGGAGGUGGCAGAAUACGAGAAAAUGCCGGGGGAGGCAAGGGUUGCAGUGCUCCUGAAAGUAGAGCACUGGGGCCAUGUUGCCAAAGGUCCUGCAGCACCACCAGAAAUGGCUGGGAAAAGGCGACCUUGGUGCUACGUCGAUCCGUCUGGAAAUGCAGUGAAGGAUAGAGCAAGUGCACAGCAGGUGAUGACCCACAGUCAGGAGUUCUACCGGACACGUCUCUUUACCAACGUGAAUGCGUCUUGUUGGCUUCCCGCUUCUAAAGCUCCUUUGCAGGCCGAUUUCGAGGUGCUGAGGGGUUGCUUUGGGAAACCAUGGAAGUGAACGAAAACCAACACCCGAGUAAUCUGCCCACUGCUGGUUCUCAAUUGUCUUGCUUUAGUCAACCAAACCAAACGAAGAGUCUUGUGACAUCUUUUCACUUUCCGUUUUGCCUUUUCUACCGCAUUUUUGGCCUUCGCGAGCAUGAACUGGCUCCUGAUUGACCGGCCUUUCAUAAAGCACACCGUUGGCAGACUGACUGGGAGCAAAUCAGCAUCUCUGCCUAAUGAUGAGCCUCACAUCUGGGCUACAGCAGCAAGCAUGCCAUGCAUUUAGCUCCUGUUUCGAAAAGUGCCAGCAAAUGAGCGAGUGGCAAGUUUCACUUCAACAGAGGCUUGCUUGCACUUUACUUGUUGCCAUUCUUUUGCUCCAAAUAGUUUAACUAGUUGACUGGAGUCAAUGACGGCCAACGCUUUUGCAGCUCUUUGGCUACCGGGCUACCUGGUUGCCCGCAGAUUGAGUC